Molecule: messenger RNA, 366 nt
Organism: Diaporthe citri
Lineage: Eukaryota; Fungi; Ascomycota; Sordariomycetes; Diaporthales; Diaporthaceae
Exons: 2
Coding region: 1-366 (121 amino acids)
Source: RefSeq, a predicted model, not a curated record
AUGUCGGUCCCGCCCCAGGAAGAGACAAGCGGAUUCACGCUCAUUGUCACUGUCACCAUUCAACCUGACAAGUACGAUGAGUGGCUCAGGCACUCAUGGACAAUUUUCAAACAUGUCACCGCCGAGCCGGACUGCCUGAGCUUCGAGAUGUUCACCGUCCCGGGGGAGGCAAACAAAGUCAAAUGGGUAGAAUCGUGGAGCAAGAGCCUGGAGUCGGUCAAGGCUGAACAAAACAACAAGGAGUACAUGAAAUCUUACAAGGAGAUUACCAAGCCCAUGCUCAUCGGAGAGCCACAAUGGGAGCUCAUGAAACGAUUUGGGGGUGAGUGGGCGAGGGCACAAGAAGGUGUUUUUCAGAAGCCUUGA